Messenger RNA from Podarcis lilfordi (Lilford's wall lizard), 12802 nucleotides. The record is from the annotation of a GenBank genome assembly. Lineage: Eukaryota; Metazoa; Chordata; Lepidosauria; Squamata; Lacertidae.
AUGGCAGAAGGUGGAUUUGAUCCCUGCGAGUGUAUCUGCUCCCAUGAACAUGCCAUGAGGAGGCUGAUCAAUCUGGUGAGAGACAUUUGCCUUUACGUUCCUUUCUUUCAAAACAAAUUUCAGCCAAUUGCAUAGCUACUGCUGAAUAGCCUUCUUGAGCGGUUGGUUGCUCGUGCAGUCUUUCAAAGUGCAUGCCAAUCUCAUAAUUUUUUCUUAGAGCAAUCUUUCCACAAGUCCUUCAAGGGGCUACAUCUAUUAUCCAUAGGAUGGACAGGUAGAUACACUGUUAGGUGAUAGGGAAACCUUCCAGCUGAACAUUGUCGAUUUCACUUGUGCUGUCAAAAACAAGGGUGAGUCCUUGGGAGUGGGUUCUCCUUCCCCCUCCCCUCUUAACAUUUCGGGGAGAUAUGCACUCUGGCACAGAUGAGCGGCACAGUUUUGGAAACUAGUCAAGAUAAAAUCCAUGGAAACAAAGCGCUGUCUAAGGGUAGGGGGAAAGUAGAUUGGUUGGAGGUUUGCUUCUUAGAUUUAUUUAAAGGGCUAUACAAGUACUUCUGCAAUUGAAUGGUGUCAUGGGAGACUAUCCAACGUGUGUAUAAAAGAGAAGAACUGGGAAAAUAAAGGAAUGAUCCAGCCAUAUUUAAAUACUCCUUUGUUUCAGUGGGAGAUCGUUAAAACAACAAGAUUGAAAAGUACCAUAACAUUGACAGGCUUGUACCUAAGUUUAAAAAGGACUUACAUUCUUUUACCCCGUGGGAGGGAAAAUACAGCAUUUUACUUGAAACCAGGCUGGGGAUCCACUUGGCUGUUGGGAAAAUGCAGCUUCUGGGUGUGUUACAAUCACUUCUAGGAAUUUAUUCCUCAGGAGCCUUUUCGAACAGUGAACAUCCUGUUUCAGUCCAAGCUGGCCACGAUAAGAACCUUGAACGUUUAAGAAUUAGGUGCCCUCAUUUGCUCGCUUUCCUCGUCCUGACUCACCACUUUUUCCUUUUGUGUCGUGUCUUCUUACAUUGCAAUCCUGAGGGCAUUCAAAAGCUGUACUCAGAACUUUUCCAUAAUGCUUUGAAUAAACAAAUGCAAUAAACAAGAUCUUGGCAACCCGAGGAUCCUACUAAUUCAAGCUCCAUUAACCUAUGGGGGGUAGUAAUCACAAAACCAAUCUACUGUGGCUGGUAGUUUCCCUUUGCCAUGAGCAACGGAUGGUUGCAGUAACAGGCAGCCAUUGAAGAGAAGGAAAGGUUCUGUCCAGCAGAGAGGACAGAUAAAAAUUAGGAUUAGCAUGUUGAUUUAGAGGAGUGAUAAGGAGACAGGAAAUGUGCAUCUGUGCCUAGCUAAAAGAAAAGUAGGGAACAAGAAGAAAAAAUGGAGGAUAUGGGGCCUAGUGGUGUGGUCUGGGAGAGGUAGGAUGAGCAUAUGUGUGUGAGGUUUUAAUUUUAUUUAGAGGUGAUUUAGGGGAGAUUUAAUUGUGAACAGUGUUAGGUUCCAAUGAGUAGCUUUGUGUUUUGAGGCUCAUAUAUCCCAGCCAUGUGUUCUCCUAAGUUUCUGGAGGGCCAAGGUCUUUUGCCUCUUAGCCUCUUAUCAGUUUUCCUUCUGUGAAAUGGAUGUUUUCUUGCAGUAGUAACCACAGUCUUUCUCCAUGUCCCCACAGCAGCCGUUUUGUGAAUUGCCGUGGCCUUCCGGGCCAGCCGUUUUGCAGCAGUGCCCACAUUGCAACUGCGGCCACAGACCCCAAAAUAUUGGAGGCCUGAUAUAUAUAACAGUUGUCAUCGGCAACUUCGUCGAAGUCAGUUGAGACUAUAUCAGAUAAAAUAGGUUCAGGAUGGAGUCAUGGGGGUAUUAAUGCAAAUGAAUCCAGUGAGGUAGGGGUGUGUGGGUGUGUGUGGGUGUGUGUGGGUGUGUGGGUGUGUGAAUUCUAGAAACACAAAAUCCUUAACAUACUGCAUCUUGUGUCAAAUGUGAGGGAGGGACAUUUUUGAAGGGACAUUACUGUAUAUGAAUUUUGUUUUAAACUGCCGAGGAGGGAAAUGAAACUGGCACACAGUCUGUCUGUUAAGGGGAGAUCAUAUCUCAAGUUCUACGAGGUCUAAAUACUUGCUUUUUGAAAAAUGGAAGCUGGAAAUUAGGUUCACCAGGGGGCAACUAUCUCUUGUGGAUGCCCAUUUCCUAUAACCUUAUCUCCAGAACGUGUAUAAUAAAGGCAAGGCUAUCUCUAGGGAUCUUAUUAAUACUACUAUAUAUUUUCCCAUUAUUUUUCUAUCUUGCCUACAUCAACAUUGCCCUCUUUUGGUAGGGAAGCAACACUACAAGGUGUGUGUUUACAAGCCCCUUUAGAAUGGUGGUGUAAGUUAAAACACAGUAAGUUAUGCUUAUAUGAUUUCUGUUUUUACCUGGUAAAUAUGGUAGUAUGUCACAUAAUACAAACCACUGGACACAAUCUGCUUGAAGCUCACCUGCAAUUAAGCCCCACUGAAAUUAAUGAAACAUGUGAUUCAUUCAAAUCAAAUUUCAAAAUGUGUUAGGUAGAGUUUAUCUUUAUCUACGUCUGCAAAAUGUCUGCAGUCUUGUGCAGAACUCUCCCUCAUUGGAACAACUCAUGUUCUGCAAAGCUUAUUGAAAGAGCUUGCUAGAUCAAAGUCGAAGCAGAAGCGAUUAGAGAGUUUUCUGUUUGCCAAGAAUUAAAGCCAAACCUAUUGAUACGGUCUCUCUCUGAUUGCAAAGUGUGUGUUGAUGCUAAAAUAGGAGAAAGGACAGGUGUGAGAAACCUUCAAUACAGUCGGGAAAAUCCUGUGUGUGUGAAAUCUCUAAUUCCCCUAUCCCUCCAGUGCAGAAGGGAUCAAGGGCUGGCCACUGCAAAAAAGAUGGAAGUGAAGCAAAUUGCAUAGGUGAACACUCAUCUGAUAGCACUGGAACAAAAAAAGGAGGAGGGACUUGUGCUUAGGAAAUGUCCUUUGGAGAAUCACCAUCAAAAUUUAAAGGAUGGGGUUGGGGUUGACCUAUGGCAUGUGUUCUUGGGUUUCUUGGUCCACCCACCACCCCAUAAUCCUUUCAGUUGCGUGGGAUGCUUGCAGGGUAAAUGAAUGCACAUCAGAUGGUUCGUCUGAGUGUUGUUGUAGUGUGGCCAAAUUACAUUGCUACAUUAAACAUGCUUUUUAAAAAGCACGCCUAAGCGAGCCGCUUCUGUUGUGAAGGAAGCAUAGUCACAUGGGACCCUUAGCUAUUUCCCUGCCAAAAAAUCCACCCCACAGCUGCUCCUUGUACACAGAUGUGACGUUUGACUGCAAACGGUAUCUUUAAGGACAAAUAGCAGCUGAUGGGAAGGGAGGGGCAGGUUUUGGCAGUGCCCUAAUCUGGUACAGUGCCCUAAUCUGGAUCAAGACCCUGUCUAGCUGUUUUUCUUUGGAAAUUAAAGCCACCAAUGCUCAGCAUGGUGUUUUUAAAAACAUGCUUAAUAUAACAUAGUUUGUCCUCAAGUGAGCAUUCCAUUGAAAAUGAUGUAGUGUGGUGAAACCUCAUUUGCUCUGAGAUGCUCAUUUGGACAUCUAUCUGGUUUAGGCCUGCUCUUUCUGAUCCAGUAGAACAGGCUUCCUCAAACUCGGCCCUCCAGAUGUUUUGAGACUACAAUUCCCAUCAUCCCUGACCACUGUCCUGCUAGCUAGGGAUCAUGGGAGGGCUCAGUUUGAGGAAGCCUGCAGUAGAAGGUUGCGUCUGGCUGGAGAGUUGGAAUUGGUCUGCACUUCAUUCUUUUUAAUAGCAGCUCCUCCAUAUUGUACAGCCAACUGUGAUGCGGUGUAUUGGGAGGGGCUACUUAAAAAAAAAGGAACAUCUUUUUCCGACCAAUGAUAUCACCAAAUUUCUAGCACUUAUUGAAAAGCUGAAAAAUAAAGAAUUUUGAUAUACAAGUAAAUUUUUGAAAGUAAAACCCAUGUAGUUAACAAUACAGUGGUACCUUGGGUUAAGAACUUAAUUUGUUCUGGAGGUCUGUUCUUAAACUGAAACUGUUCUUAACCUGAAGCACCACUUUAGCUAAUGGGGUCUCCCACUGCCUCCGCGCCGCUGUUGCGCGAUUUCUGUUCUCAUCCUGAAGCAAAGUUCUUAACCCGAGGUACUAUUUCUGGGUUAGCGGAGUCUGUAACCUGAAGCGUCUGUAACCCGAGGUAGCACUGUAGUUAACUUCCAAGACUUUGCACUCGACUCUCCAACGUUCAUUUGAUUUCAGAAAUUCUGAAGACUCGCCCACAAAUCUUAGAACGGAUGAAGUCUCUUUUUUCUCUAAGCAAGUUUCUGUUCUCUUCAUUUCAGUUACGGCAAUCCCAAUCCUACUGCACAGACACGGAAUGCCUUCAGGAACGUGAGUAAUAGGGGAAUCUUGCAUGUAUAUUUUUAAACGCUUUUGUAUAUUGCUUUCCAGCACAAAGCAACUCAACAGCUGUUUUUAUAUAUAUCAACGGAAAUAUAUCCAAAUAAUAAUAAAAUUUAAACGCCAAUAAAACAACACCCACAAGCAUUACAAAAUACAGGAAGAUAGUUGGACAGAAUAAAUCUAAGCAUGCCAUCUUCAUCAUGCGGCAAAAUCCCAUGUAGAUUAGAAAGCUUUCUGUGAGUCUAAGUUGGGGGCUGGGGGGGAGCACAUCAAUACAAAGGAGGCCAUACUCUGGUUCCCCAUUGUUGGGGUUCCAAGGGGUUGCUCGAGAGCAAGCAGGCAAAUACCUCCCUGCUUGGCUGUGAAGCCUUGCUUUUGAUGCCAAAAUAAACUUUAACUGUCCAGAGAGCCACUCUCCCGUGGCUGGCUCAUUCACUGGCAGAACCUAAGUAGUUUCUUGAUGCCCAGUCUGCGCCUCCCCUCUCGGCGCGAAAGCUUACUGUGCAAGGAGGGCGUGGGUAAUGGAGGACCUCUCUCCUCCCUGCUUUGCCCAGGCAAGGUGUCCUGGCACCACCUCGCCUCCUCCGAGCCCUGACACUUCUCUCCACUGGAGGCGUGGUUACUCUCCUCUGCUGAGGAGGAGCUGCUUCCCAGGAUCUUUGGGGGCUCUCUGUAAUCCAUCCGGCUUUUCCCCCCUCCCCCCUGAGCCGAUGGCAGUUCCCUGACACCCAUAUAACAAGCUACUAUCAUCAAUGGAAAUGGCAAGUGGGAGUGACCCCCCUGCUAAUUUCAGGGCUAAAAUAGUUAGUGUUAAGGAAUAGAUGCAAAGGAAAGGAUUAUGUCUGAGGGCUAAAUGUGCAUUAGACUGAGUUUCAUAUUUCACCUGUUAACCUUUCCUUUCUUUUCACAAAAUACCACUGGGAUUGUUGCACUCUAAAGUGGGAGAACUUCACAGAAGCAGGGAGAUACUUCUUAGGUUUUCUCUCUGGUCCCCCUCCCAUUUAAAAUGUUCCCAUCUGCUUUCUUGCUGCAAUUUGGGAGGGGGUGAUUUUUUAAUAAACGGAAUAACCACUGGAUAAGAAAGGAUUCAGAAGCCCUUUCUCCCUGCUUAGGACUUCUGCUUUAGAUUGCUAUCUCUGCAACUGUAUUUUACUUUAUUUAGUUCACAACUUUUUAUAUACCUUAGUUGUGAUAAAACUUAAAAGUGGUUUGUUUUCUAAAAUAGAAAAUGUGGGGGGUGGGACGGGACAAUGCAUGGCUGAGGGCUAGGGGUGGGUCUUGCUCUGUGAAAAGUAUCAUCAAUUAGGAUAUCAAAACAGCAUUUUGAGAAAUUUCAGGGGCAUGCGUUUUGAUUCAAACAGAAAAAGGCCUAGAUAAUUCAGAAAGAAUCGUGCCAUUGUAUACCUUGUAGUAUUGGUAAUUUGAACCAAAGGAACCCUAGAAGGGUUUUUUCUUAGUUGGAAGUUGAUCUUCCAGUUUUGGAAUGCAUAACCGUUCCAGCCAGGUACUAGUGUACACUGAUAAAGACCCAUGUUCAUGAUUCAUCAUGCCAGAUUACACACUACAGUCUUAUUUUCCAACUUUCCUACUCUCUUGAAAAAAAGGGGGAGGGGGUUGGCAGCGUUUGGAUGUUUAAGAGUGAUAUAAAAAUACAGUGAGAAUUAGCUGUGAGUAAGAACAUGUUUGGAAUUUUUACAUAAAGUGUGUUGGGGCCAGGAAGAGGCUACAAGUAUCUAGACCUGGAGAGUUAACUGCAUGACCAGCUAUCUAAAUGCUUUGUGUAGCAGGCAAGGCAGAAGGCCUGGCUGCUAAUAUUUGCAUCAGGCUUAGCCAUCCCAGAAGUUUCAUGCUGCUUGACAGCCAACUGCUAGGCAGAUGCUGUACGCCUAUGGUAUCUUUGACUUCUGGGGGCCUGUAGUCAACAGGGAAUGGCUCGCUAGACUACAUUUUGACUUGCUCCCUUAGAUUCUGUCUCCUCUCCAGAUUCCCUCUCACUAGCUGUCUUCUGUAUUUAUUUUGUGCCCUCCCCCCAGCCUUCUCUUAAACCGGAAAUGAGGAACUCCAGAUGUUGUCGGACUCCAAUUCCCAUAAUUCCUGAUUGGCCAAGCUGCCUUGACUUAUGAGAAUCAGAGUCCAAAAGCAUCUGGAAAAUCGUAGGUUCGCUAAGCAGAGCUUUGGAGAGUGUAGAUCCUGGCACACAAAUGACUUUGGGAACUUUAUAUCCUGAAUUUCUGUCUUACAUGAAAUAUGGCUUGCAUAUAGAAUUUAUAAAUUCUGGCACACACAAUUCAUUUAGGAACUUCACACACACCUGAUUUCUGUGCUAGCUUACAUAUUAGAAUUAAAGGGGGGAACCAGUUUAAAAGAAGAUGGGAACAGCAGAUAAAAAAUUGCAGACACUUCCCACCCACCCCCAAUAUCAACUGAAAAGACCAAAUGUCUAGUGGAAUAAUAAGCUUAUUUCUAGAUUUGAGGUGAGGGAGCUUAGCUUGAAUUGGCAGGGAAUUAUGACACCUGCUGUGUUGUUUUCCCUUAGUCACAUCUGCUGAUAGGAAUGAAGAGCUGGAGGAGUGCAGCAAGUGGUUUGGGAGCCUAUGAUUAUUUUGCUUCCUGUCUGAGACCCAGCUUAUACAAACAAACCCUUUUGGCCAAUGAUUACAGCAGUAAAGACUGGAACUUUGGGUGGGGUUUGGUUUGGGAAGCAGGAGGGCAGAGGCUCUGCUGAAGUCAGCCUGACGUCUGUUCCAUUGCUGCAGAUGAAUGAAUCAUUAUGAAAACGAUGACUUGAGAGGGGAACUCCCUGAAUUUUGCACAUUUGGAGUCUUUCUGUGGAAGUUUGAAGCUCUUGGGUUUGGUCUUUGCAUCCAGACAAAGUGAAACAGCACUCAUUUGCUUUGAGAUAAUAUAGGCUAGCAGUGCUUCCUGAACUUAAAAACUUUAAAAAUGGUAUUUUUGCAAGUAAAAUUGGCGUCUGAUGACACUGUUAUGCCCAUAAAGAUUGGGAAAAGACCUUGCCAAGGUAGAAACUAGGCGUAGAAACAGAGUAGCCCUUCUGGGGGCAGCCAAUUCUGUUGUUGUCUUUGUCAGCUUUGAUUGGCUCAAACGCCGGCUCCCUUGGCCUGAAAGUGAGAUGAGCGCUGCAACCCCAUAGUCACCUUUGACUAGACUUAACCAUCCAGGGGUAUUUUACCUUACCUUUUGGGCACUGACCACUCUUCAAACUAGCUUAGCUUAAAACAAGUUGGUGGUCUUCUGUUUCUUCAGACCAUACUUUUAUUCUGUCUUAUCAUCAAGGCAUGUUGCUUCUCCCUUUGCAACACAGUGGAGAGCAACCUGUGGCCCAAGUGCAACAUGUAAUUCCCACCCCCCACCAGCUAAUUUUGUGUGCCCUCCCAACAUUUACUGUAGCUUCUCAAUUUCUCCAUUCUAUCAGUUUCUUCCUCCUUCUUCGUUUCCUCCUUCCUUCUCUUAGCUUUCAGAAUUGUGCUUUCCCUCUUUCUAUAUAGUUUCAGAAAGGGAAGUAUUUUAUUUGGUGAAAAUAAAUUAGGGUGUGUACAUAUAUAGCUCACUAAAGCCAGAAUGGAAUUGCUGUCCAGAAAAUAACCCCAUCAAACCUAGCUCAGGGCUUACAUCUGAGUAGACCUGCAUAGGAUUUCUAAUCUGAGCUAGCCAUGACAACAAAAGCUGAAGAAGGGCAGUCUUUGUUCUGGAUUAUUUAAUACAUAAAACUUUGUUCCUGCCCCUCAUCAGCCCCCCUCUGCCCAGCAUUGACAUGUGUCCCACAUGAGACUACCCCUGAGGGAAUGCAACCCUCAGCAGCAGGGGUCAGCAAAUCUUUUCAGCAGGGGGCUGGUCCACUUCCCUCAGACCUUGUGGGUGGCCAGACUAUAUUUUGGAAAACAUAAUAAUGAAUGAAUUCCUAUGCCCCACAAAUAACCCAGAGAUGCAUUUUAAAUAAAAGGACACAUUCUACUCAUGUAAAAACACACUGAUUCCAGGACCGUCUGCAGGCCGGAUUUAGAAGUUGAUAGGGCCGGAUCUGGCUCCCGGGCCUUAUUUUGCCUACCCAUGCUCAGCAGCAUAAAGAUUUCCCAACCUUGCUUUGCAGAACAAGGAUAGAGCCCUUCCUCUCUGCCCCAUUGGCAAAACCUCUGCAUAAGAUUGUGGUUAUCGUCAUGAUGUGAGCUGGGAACAAAUAGUCUCCAGUCCAAAUAUCAGUUUAGCCGUGAACUUCUUAGAUGGCCUUCAGCAAGCUUCUAGCUCAGAGCUCCCAUCUGCCGCAUGAACUGUCCUCCUUCAGCUGUACCUUGAAGGCUGUUGCAAAGAUAAUUUACGAAAAUGUUUAAAGCAUGCCACAAACGUUUCAAACUUUUCGUAUACCUUGGCAAUUCUUACAAUAUGCUAUAUAAUUAUUAAAUAUUAACUGUUUUCUCUUUAGUUUGAUUACAUUUUUAAAUAUGUAUUCUUGCAAUACAUUGAGGAAAGGAGUGGGUAGUCAGAGGCUUGGUGUAUAUUGAACAGAGCUAUGUCACAGGAGGAUGAAGAAACCUUACUCCUGAGGUUUUAAAAAUCUAUCAUUUUAACUGCUUCCAACUCUGAGCUUAUUUCCUGCUGGGCCUUCCCUCUCUGCCCCAGCCCCAAGGACACUGCUAAUAACCUUUGCCCAAGGAAGCUGAAGGUCUCUUUCGCAGUUUGACGUUGAGAGGGAUGUCAUACAGGAGAUUCCUUUGGCGGAUAUGCAGAUAACUGAUGAGCCCUGGAAAUAGGAGCUUCAAGUGUUGCCUUGAAGAGAACAGCUUCUUAAAGAGGUGGUCAGCUUAUCUGUAAGAUAUUUGAUGGAUUUAAAACUCCACAGCAGCCCAGAUAUCUAGCUUUUAUCUCUCACAGGCCCGGUUGCAUCAAUUGCUGUUAUAUUGCUGCCCAAAUGAUGAGUGAAAUGAGGCCUCCAGAAGUUUAGGGGGAUAUUGUUUUGUGGGCUACAGAAGAAAAGCAGGGUGCUUAUCAGCUUUCCUCUCUGAGAACUGUGACUACAUGAUACUGCUGCCUUCAAUGUUCUUUGGCUACUUAUGGCAGCAAUCUUCUGGCACCGAGCUCUGAGCCAAAUUAGUUUUCUGUACUGCUGCAAGAUUAACAGAGCAAGCCAAACUGUUUAUCAAGCCAGACUGUGGGAGGUUUGGACUGAGUGGAGGCAUCCCUCUGCUCAGUAAUCAUGGCUGAGCAAUCCUCCCGUUUUUAUAUUAUUUUUAUUUAUUCAUUAAAUUUGUAUAGCACCCUUCGUCCAAAGAUCUCAGGGCAGUUCACAGUGUAAAAUCACAAAAUACAUAAUAAAAACAAGAACAAACCAAACCAAUAACCAUCCCCUUGUGAACACAUUUAAAAGGAUAUGGGAUGUUCAUCAGCCAAAGGCCUGGUUGAAGAGGAAUGUUUUUGCCUGGCACCUAAAGGUGUAUAAUGAAGGUGCCAGGCGAGUCUCCCUGGGGAGAGCAUUUCACAAAAGAGGAGCCACUGCAGAAAAGGCCCGUUCUUGUGUUGCCAUCCUCCAGACCUGCCUUUGAAGCAGCACAUGAAUAAGAGCCUCAGGUGAUCAUCACAGGGUCUGGGUAGGUUCAUAUGGGGAGAGGUGGCUCUGGAAGUAUCGCGGUCCUGAGCUGUUUAGGGCUUUACAGCUCAAAACCAGUAGUUUGAAUUGGGCCAUAAUUGACAGCCAGUGCCGUUUGGCCAGGAUCGGUGUAAUAUGCUCAAACUGUCUGGUCCUGGUGCGCAACCUGGCUGCCCAUUUCUGAACUAGCAAGUUUCCGAACCAGCUUCAGAGGCAGCCCUAUGUAUAAUGUAAUCUAACCUACAGGUUACCAGAGCAUAGACAACAGUAGUUAGGCUAUCCCUAUCCAAAGCUGAUGGAAGGCACUUUGCACCACUGAGGCACUGCUGCUGUGGAUUUAAUCAAUUUGGUAGUAACUUUAUUAAAUAAUAUUAAUGUAAACAUAUUAGAGUACAGUAGAGCCUCUACUUACGUCCCGCUCUACUUAGGCCUGUUCCAAGUCGUGACCGCGACAAACCCGGAAGUAAACACCAGGUUUGCCGUGAUUCACACACAUGUAGAAGCGGCUGCUGCCGUCUGCACAAGCACAGAAGCGGGCUGCCGCCGAAUGUGCCUGCGGACAAUGGCGCUUCUACCAGCGACCUAUUUUGCCGUAAGGACGGGCCUCCGGAAUGGAUUGUGGUCGUGAGUAGAGGUUCCACUGUAUUUGUAUCUUUGCAUAAAUGUGUGUGUUCUGCAUGUGUGACUAUAUCCAUCAGGAGGAGGAUAUAGUGUGGAGGCCUCAAUAGCUUCAGCCUUUUACCGCCACUACAAAAUUUAUAUUGGUCAGUGGGUAGAUGACGGCUUCUUCGUAACAAUCAGCAAUUAUUCGCUCUUUACAUUUUCGAAAAUUGUGCUAAUGUUGAUUAGCAAGUAAAAGACACAGAGGGAAGAAAAUAAAUAUGGAAGUGAGAAUGCUGAGAGCACCCAUCGGUUGGAAAGUUGCCAGAUAGCACCAUAAACUUUCAGAGAUGAGUACGGAUGAAAUAACUAGCCCUGUGAUCAGUUUAAAAGCAAUUAAAGACGAAGUGGAAAAGAAGCAGACAGCGUUUAAGAAAUAGUCAUCUAUUUCUUGAGGUUAAGGCUUAACAGUCAGUACAGUGACUCACAGGGGACCAUGUUUGUUCAGUGACUCAGGAGGUGGAGCUACUUUUCUCUUUCCAAGCCAGUUAGCCCUCCUUCAAGAGUUGAACUUAUCUGUCAAGCCUGAGAUUCUACGUUAACUUGACCCUCUUGUUUCUCCCAAAAUGCUGCGUAAUCCCCAUCUGAGUCCCUUUAAUUGUAGUUAAUUUUAAAAAGUGACUUGAAAUUCUUCACUGUGUUUAAUUCAUGUGUUCUUUUCCUUCCAGUGCCAGGACCCAAUCCGUCUGCUGAUAAUGACAUCAGUGUGACAAUGAUAAUGGUGGGCUGGCUGGUUCUGGCACUGGUACUGUUCUUGAUGAGACCUGCUAACCUAAGAAGACCUUUUACAGCUGAAAAACCAUCCAGCCCACAUAAUGUGAGUAUUCCGACGUUUUAGUUAACCUCCCUAUAUAACAUCAAACGACGAAGCAGGGAGAGGGGAAUAUGUGAUGCAGAGGCCUGAGUUUCUCGAAGAAAAACCAAGACACAAAUGCAAUUCAUAUGUAGCUUUUAGCAGAUUGUGCUGCAUUGUGUCCAGUAAUUUCAUUUUCCUCAUUCAUUCUGACGUUGCAUUCCUGUUUACAAAACCGUUCGUGUUGCGAUCUGGUGCAGUCCUAAAUAAAAAGUUCCUUAAAGCAGUGGUUUCAACCAAUGGAAAUCUGUAAUGUUGUUACACACAGCAAAUGCUCUCCCCUUUCAUCCCGCACAACACACUAAUACUACACAGACUUCACGCACGACAGAUUUAUAAAACCUUUUGAACAAUUUCCCCAAGUUUGUUAUACUUCUAGCACUUAAUGCACAAGAUCGGUCACCCUUGUGUAGAGGAAGGAAAGGGAACAGAAAGAGGUCUGUGUAUAUUUGGGGGGGGGGGGUUUAAGAGAGAGUAUUGAAGAUUCCCUGUUGUAGCUGGUAUCAGGAUCAGGCUGGAACUCGGGACGGUUUUGCAUGGAACCGAGCCAGGGAUAAGCUGACACUAAGCCUACUAGUCCUCAGCGCAGGAGGGUCUGCCCUGCUAACUAGACAAUGGCAGAUGCCCACUUCCUGGUUCUGAUAAACAUUGUGGUCACUCUGGAAACAUCUUCUUGGUCUAUCAAAGGGAGUGAUAUGGGGAUCUCUAUUCACUGCCAGGCCUGAAGACAUCUCUGAAUACUUCCAGUUCUAAGUUGCUCACUCAGCUAGAGUUCUAUCUGUCCUUGGCACUCCUGGUUCUGCCAUUGCAUUCCUCAACUCAAAAAGGUGUACGGCGAAUCUUGAAAUGGACAGCUUCUUCUCUUGUACACGUUUCCUUCUUCUGUUCUAAUCUUUCUUCUCUUUUGUACACAUUCCUAUUGUUCUAAUGGCGGGCACAUAGAACAGGGACGUUUUGGUGGUGGCCUGCGGUUGUGGAAUUCAGUCCCAUGUGACAUGAGGAAAGCUUCAUCCCUUGAUACUUUUAAAUGGGCCUUGAACACCCAUCUUUUUGUCAUGGCCUUCAGUGAGUAACUUGCAAGCAGUAGAACUAGUGCUGAGUUCUGGUUAUGUAUGUGUUUUAAGUUACGCUGGGUUAUUUGCGCUAGCUUUCAGUAGUUUUAAGUAGAUGCUUUAUAUUUUAUUGCCUAUGUUUUAAUUUGUAUUAUGUCGUGCCCCUUUACAUAGAAUGUCUGUCUUGAAAACCAGGCUGCUAUAUGAAAUUAAAAUAUAUAAAUCAGUGUAUUCUUGACACACAGGGGCAAGAACCACCAGCUCCACCUGUGGACUAG